Molecule: messenger RNA, 984 nt
Organism: Trachymyrmex cornetzi
Lineage: Eukaryota; Metazoa; Arthropoda; Insecta; Hymenoptera; Formicidae
Exons: 1
Coding region: 1-984 (327 amino acids)
Biological process (GO): DNA integration
Molecular function (GO): nucleic acid binding
Source: RefSeq, a predicted model, not a curated record
AUGGGGGACUUGCCCAAGGAAAGGGUAACUGGAUAUAUACGUCCGUUUGCUAUUAGUGGAGUAGAUUAUGCGGGGCCUAUAUUCAUAAGGGAGAGCCGUCGCAGAGGACGUCACCCUACGUUCAAGGCUUAUAUUGCCUUGUUUAUUUGUCUCAACACAAGAGCUAUUCAUCUCGAGUUAGUCACAGAUCUGACGACAGAAGCGUUUUUGGCAGCUCUUCGUCGUUUUACCGGAAGGAGAGGAAUUUGUUCCCGUCUGAUAUCCGAUAAUGGCACCAAUUUUGUAGGUGCCUCUCGAGAACUUAAGGAAUUAUACGCAUUUUUAAAGGAAAAGGAAGAUACAAUACAAACACUGUUGGCGAAGCAAAAAAUAGAGUGGAGCUUUAUUCCUCCGAGAGCCCCAAACUUCGGGGGUUCAUGGGAGUCUGCAAUCAAAAUAGUAAAAAGGAAAUUUUACGCUGUGACCAAGGGUUUGGUCUUGACGUUUGAAAAAUGUUACACUCUUCUCGUUGAAAUUGAGGCGGUUGUAAACUCUCGACCAAUAACUCCGUGCUCGAACGAUCCUCAAGAUUUGUCUGUAUUAACCCCUGCCCAUUUUUUGGUGGGAGAUUUUUUGUUUCAGCCCGUACAAAGGAAUUAUGUUGAUGUUUUUGAUAAGUAUCUAAGUCGUUGGCAACACCUUCAAAAGGUGCGGCAAGAUUUCUGGAGGCGCUGGCAGACCGAAUAUUUGAUGGAGCAGCAACGUCGGAGUAAAUGGGUUCGUGGAACUACAGCCUUGACUAAGGGAACUCUGGUACUCCUUAAGGACGAGCGUCUGCCUCCUCUCCAGUGGCAUGUAGAAAGAAUUACGGAGGAGCACCCGGGAGCCGAUGGCGUAAUUAGGGUGGUCACGGUCAGAACGGCACAAGGCCAGUUUAAGCGAGCAUCACGCAGCUUAUGUCCCCUGCCUAUGGAGGAUGACUUCCUUACACCAAGAAGCAAUUGA